CAACCAUGGGGUGCAUUAAAAGCAAAGAAGACAAAGGUCCAGCCAUACAGUACAGAAGUGAUAAUACUUCAGAACCUGUUAGUACCCAUGCCAGCCACUAUGGAUCAGACUCAAGCCAAGCAACACAAUCACCGGCAAUAAAGGGAUCAACAGUGAAUUUUCAUAGUCCUUCCAUGACUCCCUUUGGAGGACCCUCAGGAAUGACACCCUUUGGAGGAGCAUCAUCUUCAUUUUCAGCUGUGCCAAGUUCAUAUCCUAGUACUUUAACGGGUGGUGUUACUGUAUUUGUGGCCUUAUAUGAUUAUGAAGCUAGAACUACAGAUGACCUUUCAUUUAAGAAAGGUGAACGGUUCCAGAUCAUUAACAACACGGAAGGAGACUGGUGGGAAGCACGAUCCAUUGCUACAGGAAAAACAGGCUACAUCCCAAGCAAUUAUGUAGCUCCUGCAGACUCCAUUCAAGCAGAAGAAUGGUAUUUUGGUAAGAUGGGCAGGAAGGAUGCAGAAAGGCUACUCUUAAAUCCUGGGAACCAGCGUGGUAUUUUCUUAGUAAGAGAGAGUGAAACCACUAAAGGUGCUUAUUCCCUUUCUAUACGUGACUGGGAUGAGGUCAGAGGUGACAAUGUGAAACACUACAAAAUCAGAAAACUUGAUAAUGGUGGAUACUAUAUCACAACCAGAGCACAAUUUGAAUCACUGCAGAAGUUGGUAAAGCACUACAGAGAACAUGCUGAUGGACUGUGCCAUAAGCUGACAACUGUGUGUCCAACUGUGAAACCGCAAACCCAGGGACUAGCAAAAGAUGCCUGGGAAAUUCCCAGAGAAUCUUUGAGGCUAGAGGUUAAGUUGGGCCAAGGAUGCUUUGGUGAAGUGUGGAUGGGAACAUGGAAUGGAACCACAAAAGUAGCAAUCAAGACACUAAAACCUGGUACAAUGAUGCCAGAAGCUUUCCUGCAGGAGGCACAGAUCAUGAAGAAAUUACGACACGACAAGCUUGUUCCCCUGUACGCUGUUGUUUCUGAGGAACCAAUCUACAUCGUCACAGAAUUCAUGACAAAAGGCAGCUUGCUAGACUUCCUAAAAGAAGGAGAAGGGAAGUACUUAAAACUCCCCCAACUGGUUGACAUGGCUGCACAGAUUGCUGAUGGCAUGGCUUACAUUGAAAGAAUGAACUACAUCCACAGGGAUCUCCGGGCAGCUAACAUUCUUGUAGGAGACAAUCUUGUGUGUAAAAUAGCAGACUUCGGUUUAGCAAGGUUAAUAGAGGACAAUGAGUACACCGCAAGACAAGGAGCUAAAUUUCCAAUUAAGUGGACAGCUCCCGAGGCAGCGUUGUAUGGUCGGUUUACAAUCAAGUCAGACGUGUGGUCGUUUGGAAUUCUGCUGACAGAGCUGGUAACGAAGGGGAGAGUGCCAUACCCAGGGAUGGUGAAUCGGGAAGUUCUGGAACAAGUGGAACGUGGAUAUAGGAUGCCUUGUCCACAAGGCUGUCCAGAGUCUCUCCAUGAGUUAAUGAAACUGUGUUGGAAGAAGGACCCUGAUGAGAGACCAACAUUUGAAUAUAUACAGUCUUUCUUGGAGGACUACUUUACUGCUACAGAACCACAGUACCAGCCUGGAGACAAUUUAUAAGCCAACAAUCUAUAUAACAUACACAAAUCUGCCAAAUGUAAAAGACUUGCAAAGAAUUCCUGAUGUCUUUAAGGAAUCAAAGGAAAGAAAAUCUUCGCUACUUUGCAUGCUUUUAAUGGCAAACUGGAAUUUCAUAAUACAGUUGCACAAAACCACUUUUGAAGUGUUAUAAUCUAAUUUACCAAUGAUGGAAUUUUGUUUGUUUGUUUUUUCUUUUUCCCAACUUAUUUCAGGGUCCAAAGGAAGCUUAUUGAAAAUACAGGGUGAUAAAGCAAGAGUUGGUGUGAACAAUAGCAG
This is a messenger RNA of Tinamus guttatus (white-throated tinamou), 1928 nucleotides long. The record is from RefSeq and is a predicted model, not a curated record. NCBI's taxonomy places the organism in Eukaryota, Metazoa, Chordata, Aves, Tinamiformes, Tinamidae.